Cryptotermes secundus is the source of this 3853-nucleotide messenger RNA. RefSeq lists its product as uncharacterized. The record is from RefSeq and is a predicted model, not a curated record. Bases 849 to 3548 code for a protein of 899 amino acids. Gene Ontology annotation, biological process: intrinsic apoptotic signaling pathway in response to endoplasmic reticulum stress. The transcript has 12 exons. NCBI's taxonomy places the organism in Eukaryota, Metazoa, Arthropoda, Insecta, Blattodea, Kalotermitidae.
UCGAAUCACUUGCCAGUGGUGGACGAGGUAGGAUGCCGGUGUUGAGCUUUCAUUCCCUUGCCUGCAACCAACGUACAGAUAAGCCCAGGUGUCGUCCCUCAGUGGAUUUCUUUCACACUUCGUACUGCAGAUUCAGGUCGAUCCCAGUAAUGGGACAGUAAAUGCGGGUGUCUGCCAUGUUGAGCACACGUCAUCAGCACGCCAGAGUAACAUCAUCUCAUGCAGAAAUCAGCAAUCUCUCGAAGCCACUCAUCAUGAAAAAGAAGAAUUUAAUCAGCAAAGGAAGAAAACAAGAUCCCAAACGAAGAGAAACUCUAGACAGAGCAUUAUUAUAACAAUGAAAGAAAACGUAUGUCCAUUUUGCCUUGCCUUUUGUGCCACGGGCAUCGGCUAAGGAAUCCGAAUUUUAAAUUUUAACCAAAGAAACUUCAUUCUAUUUUAUAAUCACAUGCCACUAUUUAAUACCAUCCAUAAAGUAGAGGGGAAAAGAGAGGGAAAUAUUUAUAUUAAUUAAAGAAUAAUUUUAUAUAAAAUAUAUUAUAAUCUACGUUCUAUGUAUGUUCAUUACGUUGUGAAGGUGUAUGAAACGUGAGAUUUACAAACGCGUUCCUGCGAUUGACAGUACACAGACUUACUGUUCCAGUACUACAAUCAAUUUAAUCCUGUGAUGAAGGAAACUUCUGACAGUCGCAUUACGGAAUUUAAUUGCAAACGGUGUUGAAAUUAUAAGUUCAGACCAGUGCGGACACAAACGCGAGUAAUGAGUGUGAAAGUUGUAAAGCAACAAGACCAAGUGAACUGAUAUCAGACACAAAUAAUUUGGCGUCUGUGUAAGGAUCAGACGAGCUAUGGCCUCGUCUUCCUGUAUCAGAAAAUCUCUACUAUCUCUCAACAAUGGGGGCUCUUCUCCUUCAAUUGUCCUGCCCACGAAGGAACGCAGCAACAGCAACACAAGCUGUAAGACGACUUCAGCGCUGGCCCUGGCGACCUCCAGCAUGGUCGACUUCUGGAAUCGCGUCUCUCAGCAGAUGGCCUACAUCGAUGGUAGCACUCGAAGCCCAUCUCUUAUUGAUGGCGGUAGCACACGUAGUUCUCUGCGGAAUGACUGUACACGGGAUUCUAUGCUGGUUGCCAUGGAUACCGCUGCACUGUUGGCGCGACCCUCUGCGGAAAACCGUAGUUCGUCACUUCUCGACGAACAGAAUAUGAGGAGCGGGUCGGUGCUUGAACUCGAAUAUGACCACAGUGCAUCAAUCCCAGACGAUGAGAACAGUCACAGUGUCUCCCUCCUAGACGGCGUGAACGAUGAGUUAAGUGCCUCUGUUCUGGAUGACGUAAUCGUUCCGCUUCCGCCGUCAGACUUGGCCCAUACCGACGUGGGCAGACCGCUUAAACAGAGGCACCCUACUGAAAUCACUUCUCCUGUGUCAUACAAAUCGUGCUCAGGGUCUCGCCACACCGCCACUACGUGUUCCUUAGAAGCCUCGCCACCGCAGAGUGUCCGCAGUUCAGCCCUCCAUCACCAACUUGCACACAAAUCCUUCCAGCGACUGGUCAGUGUAUCAAGCGAAGACGAGGAGAGAUGUCGGAACAAACCUUGGUACCGCAGGGCGUCUCCAGUGGACAAGCAGCAGAAGAGGGCUGCCCUUCUCGACAGCAACGACAACGACGGGGACCAGAGUGCAAUCUGGCACCACGUGUUCACGGAAGUGGCCUCUAAGUACGUGAAGAACACCGAGCAACCUGGAACGCGCUACAAGAACUAUUUCAAUGACGAUGAUGACUGCUGCAAUGAUGAUGGGGAUUACACCAAGGACGGGAUGGAGCUGGGGCUGCUGCAGCCGACGCCGGAUAUUUCUGGCAAGGCUAGGCCACCAGGUUGCGCAGCCGCCAUUCCCAAUUCAGCCACGUCCACGUCGGUAGUCAUGGAGACGGCGUCCAUGGGGGGCGGUAGGAUGACCACAAGAACAAGGCUGCAUAAGUAUCAGCAGCAGUUCAGUUUCUGCGCGGGAGACAGGAGACUUUCGCAACCUUUCGACAUGUACGGUUGUGUUACCAAGAAGGCGAGUAGCUGGGAGGAGAGCGAGGCAGUCCAGCGUCGUCGCAGCGUUAUGAUGGCGGUAAGCGGCAUGGAGUAUCUACAUCAAACCCAUCUGCCGACGGCGAACUGUACUCUUGCAACAUCUUGUCCCGGCACCGCGGGCUUGCUGAUGCUACACCCUACCUCAUCGGAGUUGAAGUUGCUGGAUAAGAGAGACCUCCGUUAUUAUUUCCAACAUCCUUACCCGCGGCUGUUUGUCACGUACUUCGUUAUAUUUUGCAACUUCCUGCUCUUCGCGGAGGAUCCUAUCUCGCACAGUCACACUGAGUCGGACAUCCCGAUGGUCGGUAAUGUGUUCAGCUUCGUCCUCACAAAAUAUCCUCCUGAAUGGCGCUGGUCUCUUAUAAAGGUGCUGAUGUGGCUGCUGGCGAUGUUGUGCGGCAUGGUGUUGGGCAAACUUCUCAUUCACGGCUACGUCUGUGGCAAGCUUCUCAGGCUGAAGAUGUUUCGUGAUGAUCAGGGCUCCUGGAUGACCAUGUUCCUCACUGUGAUCGUGUCGCUGUACGUAUUCUCUCACGCCUACAACCUGCUGCUUUUCCUCUGGUACGACAACCCCCUGUACCAGAUCAACAGUCACAUGGGCGCCACUAACGCCAGCGUAAUGAAGGCUGCAGCGUGCGGAACGUGGCUGGGGGACCUCAUCACGGCGCUCAUGGUGACAGACAUGAUGCUACAGGACAACUUGUACCCCCAGUGGGCAUCCUGUUUCCGCAAGAUCUGGCGGCGAUCAAAUAUCCCGCGCAUCCUCAUUUUCUGGGUCGGCUCCGUCGUGGCCACCUCUGUUGUUGUCACACUUAUCGUCAGCGACUGGAUCUCUUGGGACAGGCUGAACAGGGACUUUGUGGCAACAACAGAGCUGUCCCGGGCGUUCUUGGCGUCAUUCAUCCUGGUCAUGGACCUGCUGAUCGUGAUGCAGGACUGGGAUUUCCCCCAUUUUACAACGACUCUUCACGUCAACUUGCCCGGAUUCAGCGUCGCGACGCUUAAGUGGAAGUACGCCGAAGUUGAUAUCACGGGCAAAUGGUUCAACUAUGGAAUUAUAGUACUCGUCAUGUUGCUGGACCUCAAUAUGUGGAAGAAUCAAAUAUUCUACAACCCAAAGGACUUCGGUCAGUACACAGGUCCAGAUGACAAGAUUCGAACUGUGAACGACCGAGACCUUCUCGUUACUCGCAACACAUCGUACUGGACCUGGGAGAGUCGGACACACAUCAACCCAGACACGGGUCUGCCCCACUACGAAGAGGACAUGCAGAUGAAUUCCCGCUUCAUGAACUACCCCCUGUCUGUCAAGUGGACGGCCUUCAUCCCUUCAGUAAUUGGGUUGGUGCUCUUCGUGUCUCUAGUAUCACUGUAUGGACGAUUCCCUGCCCAUCAGACUCAUGGACAGACUCGAGAUCUGAGUCCAUGCCGAGGCGCCCAAGGAAGGGACCCCAACUCCCGGUAGCCACGGCAGUGCAGAAAAUACAGUUUUCUGUGUUUUCCACUAGAAACGUGUGAUGGACAUCCAUCUCUUAUUAUGAGAUUAUGUCUGAACCGGUGGUUGCACUAUUGCUGUGUGUGACCACAAUAAAAAUGAUCUUAUCUUCUGCCUGCAUUUCUGUGAUCACUCAAUUGUAAUAAAAUAAUUAUGGAUAAACUCGUGUGUAAAUGUAACAAGAAUCGCAUGUGGAAUUUGAAUUGUUUGUUCCUCCAUUCUAGAAACAGAAACAAUCAGCCACUGACCAUCUGAAUAAAUGAAAUAUCCACUUA